Spodoptera littoralis (African cotton leafworm) is the source of this 2147-nucleotide messenger RNA. Lineage: Eukaryota; Metazoa; Arthropoda; Insecta; Lepidoptera; Noctuidae. The record is from the annotation of a GenBank genome assembly.
CUACAAACUAAAACUGACAAUGAAACCUGUCAAAAUAUUUGAAAAUUCGUACAAUGAAAAUAUUAUUCGCCCAGUUGGGUUUUAUUUAUCACUUUAGUUAGCUAUUACUUUUAUUUUAUUUUAUUGUAAGUUAUUAUUUCAUAACUCAACAUGCAAACAAUGAUCAAUCUAGGGGACCCUGAGCUGGAACUUAUGGACCCAACACCAAACGUCCACACAUUGUUUAUACACUUUGAUAAAAUGUUUUUUUGGACAAAAUUGGCUAGCAGGGCUGUUGUUAGAUGGAGUAAACGAAUGUACUCCUGUGCUGGCAUUUGCUCGUACGAAGGCAGGGGUGGUCUCUGUGAUAUUGCGCUGAGUGAACCUCUAUUAAAACUGCGGCCUCGCAAGGAUCUCAUCGAGACCCUGCUGCAUGAAAUGAUACAUGCCUUCCUAUUUGUUACCAAUAGAGAUCAAGAUAGAGAUGGCCACGGACCUAACUUUCAGUCGCAUAUGCACCGGAUCAACAAAUCUGCAGGCCUGAAUAUUAGCAUAUACCACAGUUUUCAUGAUGAGGUUAAACUUUACCAAACUCACUGGUGGCGAUGUAAUGGCCGUUGUCAAACUGUAAGGCCCCAUUUUGGUAUUGUAAGGCGCUCCAUGAAUAGGGCUCCAGGGCCCAAUGACUACUGGUGGGAUGACCACAAGAGAAAAUGUGGUGGCACCUUUAUCAAAAUCAAGGAGCCAGAGAAAAAGACUAGAGGCAAGGCAGCUCCGGUUACUAAACCAAACGCAGACAUUACAAGAUAUAUCACAAGUAAUAUAAAAACUAUUAAUAACAUACCAAAUACGUCUAGUAAUAGUAAACCUGUUCUGAAAGAUUCCACUAAUAGCAAGACUAAUACUAAUGUAAGGUCAAAUAGCUCGAGUACUCUAGUAGUAAGUAAAAAAGGAGUUGUGUUCAAUCCCACUUCAGUAAAACCAUCAACAAAACCACCUGUACCUCCCAUACCAGUAUUUACUGGUAGUGGUCAAACAAUUCCAGGAAGGCCGCAAAACACCGACAAUGUGACUGAAACAGUAAGAAAUAUAUGGGCCAACAAACAAAUACCCUCAAAGACAAACUCUAGUCCAGUACUUCAAAAAAAAGUUAAAGCUGUAGAGACUAGUACUAAACCUAAUAAGGCUAUUAAUCAAGUUGAAGACGUUAACAGUAAAAAGCAUAAAGCAGACACUAAUAUCGAACCUCCAGCAAAAAUUAAGAAAAUUAAUGAUCACAUGAAUGCGACAUCAAUCCUAAAAGACUUGUAUGGUGAAGAUUAUAAAUUGACACAAUCCAAUGAUAGUAAAAAGUUAAUUGCUGUUCAUGUUAAAGUUGAUUUAGUUGCCUGUCCUAUAUGCAAUGCAAAAUUCAGUAAUGAAGACAUUAAUAAGCAUUUGGAUGAAUGCUUGAAUAAGGAUAUAAUUGAGAAACUGAGUAAGGAUGAAAUAGUAGAAGAAGUCAUUAAACCUAGUACAAGUAGAAUAGAUAGUAUACCUGCAAAAGUUAGUGUGAAACCUGAACUUAUAGAUUUGACUUGGCUACACCAAGACACCAAUUCUGUAAUUACAAAAGGUAAGAGAAAGACUGAAUCGCAAGCUACAUUACAAUCUGUGGAUAUAAACAAUAUGAUAUCAGAAGUUAAAGACAACAAUAGAAGAAGAUCAGAUAGUUUCAUUACCAAAGAAAGAGGAGAUUAUUUGUCAAACGAAACUAAAAUGAAAAAGGUAGAAGAGGUUGUUGAUGAACCAAAAGCAGGGCCAAGUACAGAAAAAGAAAUUGAGCAAAUAUGUCCGUGCUGUGGGGUGAAAUUUGAUAAACCAGUAGAGGAGCAUUUAGAGGAAUGUUUAACUUUCUUUGACAAUAAUUCUACGAUACCUGACGAAGGGGCGAGUACAAGCUAUAGUAAUAAUACAACAAUACUUAUAGAUGAUGAAGAGGAUGAUAUAUUUGAUGAGACCCAGGUGCUAAAUGCUACAGGAACUAAGACGCCUUGUCCCUGUUGUAUGGAAAUGAUGGAGAUUGAUGACAUGAAUGCUCAUUUAGAUAUCUGUUUGAAGUGAACUUUAUACAGUAAUUAUUUAUUUCAUACUAGCUACCCGCUCCGGCUUCACACGGGUACAAUAUA